Hevea brasiliensis (rubber tree) is the source of this 1522-nucleotide messenger RNA. RefSeq names its product putative SNAP25 homologous protein SNAP30. The coding region runs from base 373 to 1200 and encodes 275 amino acids. The transcript has 6 exons. The record is from RefSeq and is a predicted model, not a curated record. Gene Ontology annotation, cellular component: SNARE complex; plasma membrane. Lineage: Eukaryota; Viridiplantae; Streptophyta; Magnoliopsida; Malpighiales; Euphorbiaceae. Gene Ontology annotation, molecular function: SNAP receptor activity.
AAAGGCAGAGCUCCAACGGUCUAAAAAUUGUCAAAGGCAAAUUAGAGGGGCUUUCUCCCCUUUGCCGCGGCGCCUACCAUCUGUUUGAUAUUUUUCAAACUCAGGAACAGAGACUCUCUCUCUCUCUCUUUAAUCUCUAUUCCUUUCCUAUUUCUACUCUUAAACAAGCAUCUAAUCCUUCAUCUGCUAUACUGUAUAACAAUAUUCAAACAUCUCUUUCGAAAUUGCCAAAAAAUCCCAAUACUUGUAUAGGAGCCUCAGGUACCAUAAAGAAAUUUUCUUGAGGAUCCCAUCUUUUCCUCCUCUGGUUUUUGGAUUUCAAGCCAAGUCAUUUUAUGCAUUUGAUGCGUGCAAUCUUUCAUUUAAGACAAAAUGUUUGGAUUUAUGAAAUCACCAGCAAAUAAAGGAACUAAGCAAAAUUCAGUAGAUUCAGAUGAUGAAUCCAAUGCCAAGCAAACACGUCAGCCUGGAAAACGAGCUGCUUCUGAACCUGUGCUCAAUAUUCCAAAUGUCCCUUUUGAUGUUAAGGGAAACCCAGACAAAUAUAAGAAUGACUUCCGUGAUUCAGGAGGACUAGAGAACCAAAGUGUUCAAGAGCUGGAGAAUUAUGCUAUGUACAAGGCUGAGGAGACAUCAAAGAGUGUUAACAAUUGCCUAAGGAUUGCUGAGGACAUCAGACAAGAUGCUACAAGAACUCUUGAUAUGUUGCAUGCUCAGGGUGAACAAAUCACCAGGACCCACCAGAUGGCCGUUGACAUGGAUAAGGAUCUGAGCAAGGGUGAAAAGCUAUUAAAUAAUCUUGGAGGCAUCUUCUCCAAGCCUUGGAGACCUAAGAAGACCCGGGAAAUAACAGGGCCUUUGAUCACAGCAGAUAAUCCAUCCAAGAAAAGUGAGAACCACAAAGAACAAAGAGAAAAGCUGGGUUUAGGAGGUAAACCAAAAGGAAAGUCAGCUCCUGCAACACCUCCUUCCGAACCAACAAAUGCCAUGCAGAAAGUUGAGCUAGAGAAGGCAAAGCAAGAUGAUGCGCUUUCAGAUUUGAGUAAUAUCCUGGGUGAUUUGAAGGGCAUGGCUUUUGAUAUGGGAAGUGAAAUUGACAGGCAAAAUAAAGCCCUUGAUCAUCUUGGUGAUGAUGUUGACGAGCUGAACUCUCGAGUGAAAGGAGCCAAUCAGCGUGCCCGCCGUUUGCUUGAGAAGUGAGACACUGAGCAGGCACCACCACCAGAUUACUAAAUUUGAUUUCUGCAUAUUGUUUAGUGGUCAUAAUGGCCUUUUUAACCCCUUCUUGGUGAAUUCAUCAGUUCAUACCUGGAAACCCUUCAUUUGUAUUCAUGCUACUGCAAUUUUUUUCCCCUUACAAGAUACUGUCAUACAAUCUUCUUCUUCCUUUUUUAGUUUUUUUCAUUGAUAAUAUGAUAUCUGUAUAGUUGAUUGUGUAUACUGCACAAGCUUGAGAAUUACUCAAAUGUCCAAUGACAAUGAAAAUUCUUCAAAAUUAUUUCUAUUUGAUGGCUUUAGAGAA